Ochotona curzoniae (black-lipped pika) is the source of this 3923-nucleotide messenger RNA. It is a transcript of the gene KBTBD11, whose product is annotated as kelch repeat and BTB domain containing 11. The record is from RefSeq and is a predicted model, not a curated record. The transcript has a single exon. Bases 1 to 1875 code for a protein of 624 amino acids. Gene Ontology annotation, molecular function: protein binding. Lineage: Eukaryota; Metazoa; Chordata; Mammalia; Lagomorpha; Ochotonidae.
AUGGCGCACUCGGGGGCCGCCUGCGUACUCUAUCCGGGGGACGACCGCGGGCACUCGGCGCGCGGCCCCGCAGGGACCCCCGGGGAAGGCGGCCUGCACGCGCCCGACGCGGCCGGCGGGGAGGACGGCGCAGCGGCCCCGGCGGCGCCACAGGCUCCCUGCAGCCUCGGCGCGUCCCUGUGCUUCAGCUCCGCGGACGCCUCCCCGUCCCCUUCCGGGGACGCGGCCUCCCCGCCCCCGUGCCGCAGCGGCCGGCGGGUGGUGGAGACGCAGCGGGAGGUCGGCGGCGGCCCGGACGAGCCCGCGUCCCCGGAGGAGGAGCCCGCGUCCCCGCAGGAGGAGCGCACGUCCCCGGAGGAGCCCGCCGAGCCGGUGCCCGUGCCCCCGGGGGCCUGGGCCGCGCACGGCGAGCCCGACCUGGUCCUCGAGGUCUGCGGCCGCCGGCUGCGCGCGCACAAGGCGGUGCUGGCGGCGCGCAGCGACUACUUCCGCGCGCGCGCCUCGCGGGACGUGCUGCGGGUGCAGGGCGUGAGCUUCGCGGCGCUGCGCCUGCUGCUGGCCGACGCGUACAGCGGCCGCAUGGCCGGCGUGCGGCCCGACAACGCGGCCGAGGUGGUGGCCGGCGCGCGCCGCCUGCAGCUGCCCGGGGCCGCGCAGCGCGCCACCGACGCCGUGGCGCCGCAGCUGAGCCUGGCCAACUGCCUGGAGGUGCUGGGCGCGGCCAAGCGGCAGCGGCUGGCCGAGCUGCGCGACGCGGCCUACCGCUUCAUGAGCGACCACUACCUGGAGGUGCUGCGCGAGCCCGCCGUCUUCGGGCGCCUGUCGGGCGCCGAGCGCGACCUGCUGCUGCGCCGCCGCCUGCGCUCGGGCCGCGCGCGCCUGUCGGCCGCCGCGCUCGGGCCGCCGGCGGGGGAGCGCGCGGGCAGCCGGCCGCAGAGCCCGUCGGGGGAGGCGGGGGCCGCGCGCGCCGAGGCGGCCGUCUACUGCUACCGGGCCGAGGGCGGCUGGCGCGAGCUCACGCGGCUGCCCGACGGCGCGGCGGCGCGCGGCUGCGGCCUCUGCGUGCUCUACAACUACCUCUUCGUGGCCGGCGGCGUGUUGCCCGCGGGCCCCGACGGCCGCGCGCGCCCCUCCGACCAGGUCUUCUGCUACAACCCGGCCACCGACCGCUGGAGCGCCGUGCGGCCGCUGUGCCAGGCGCGCUCGCAGCUGCAGCUGCUGGCCCUGGACGGGCACCUGUACGCCGUGGGCGGCGAGUGUCUGCUCAGUGUGGAACGCUACGACCCGCGCGCCGACCGCUGGAGCCCCGUGGCGCCGCUGCCCCGGGGCGCCUUCGCCGUGGCCCACGAGGCGGCCACCUGCAACGGCGAGAUUUACGUCUCCGGGGGCUCGCUCUUCUACCGUCUGCUCAAGUACGACCCCCGGCGUGACGAGUGGCAGGAGUGCCCGUGCAGCAGCAGCCGCGAGCGCUCGGCCGACAUGGUGGCCCUGGGCGGCUUCCUCUACCGCUUCGACCUGAGCGGGCCCCGCGGCGACGCGCAGCCGGCGGCGGGCCCGGCCGCCGGUGGCGGCGUCAGCGUCUCGCGCUACCACUGCCUGGCCAAGCAGUGGAGCUCGUGCGCCUCGCAGCUGCGGCCCCCGGGCGCCUCGGCCGCCUGCGGCCUGCAGCCCUUCCGCUGUGCCGCGCUGGAUGGGGCCAUCUACUGCGUGAGCCGCGCCGGCACCUGGCGCUUCGUGCCCCCGCCGGGCGACGCAGACGCGGGUGAGGGCGGCAGCUUCGAGCCCGAGCCCUUGGGGGCCCUUCCUGAAGCCCGCGGCGUGCUCUUCCCGUUCGUCCUCAAUCUGCCCGAACAGCCCGAGCAGGGCGCGGCGUAGCGGCCGUGCUCGCGGUCGACGAACGCCUCUGGGGGUGGGGUGGGAGGUACCUGGCAGGUGGCCCCCUCGGACCCUGGGGGCCGCGAACCGUGCUGUACCAAACGUCGCCUUCCCACUCUGCAUUUCUUUGGCUUCAUUUUGCCGCCGCCAGGCUAGGGCAGCUGUGCCGUAGGCGACACUCCCGGAAGAGUGGUCUGGAGGCGACGAUGGGUCCCCGGCAGUGCCCGGCAGUACUGGGACUGGGCUGUGGGCAGAUGGGGAUUCCACACAGUUGGGUUGGUAAUGCUCUGCCAGGAGACCCCGUGCCAGCUGUGGCUGUGGCUAGAACCCAGGACAAGUUGCUUUAAAAAAAAAAAGUUUUAUUUUUUUAGCUUAAACUUAGGGCAGAUAACUGAAGCUGUGGUUUGGUGAAGGAACAGAUCCGUUGCUGAAGGGCAUCCUUGGCUGCCUGGCCUGGUGUGCUGUGUGCCCAGUGCCGCUCGCUGGUCCUCUCCACCCAAAGUCUGCCCCAUGCAUGCCAAGCGGGACCCCCCUGCAGCCUGGGCGAAUGUCAGCCUCCUUGACUGUGAACUCUAAACGUGAGGACUCAGGGGGCUCAUGGGAUCUUCCGCCAGGUGGGGUGUCCAAGCCCACCGUGGGACAGGGUAGGCAGGAGCUCAGCUGCAGAUCCUUCUGAGCCCUCACUGCCUAUUGGGCUGCUGGAGCACACCCCCUCCCCCAUUAGGAACCCUGUGUGUGAUUUUUGGGGGUGUGGAGCACCUGCCCUGCACCCCUCAGGCAAACAGGGUCCACCCCAACAUGGCUCAGGAGAAUGGCUGGUGCCAGGCUGUGGCCCCAGAGGUCAGGCCGAGUGGCCUGGGACAUUUGUGUAGAGUCUGCUGUCUAGAGCUGACCUGUCCCCGGGAAAGCAGGUGCGUGCGGAAACCUACGUUCCAGGCUGGGACCCAGGGGGCCCGGCCCAUCCCACUGGCUGUUCUCCAUCUUGGAAACCACUGGCAGCUUUGGGACAUCUCACAGGAACCGCCAGCGCUUCCCUACUCUGGGUCUGUGGGUUCCUUUGUCAUUUAUCUUCAGACAUUCCUUGGCUCUUUGUUAAGCCCUUACCUGUGUCGGUUUUGUUGGGUCCCUAGGAAGUGCAGCUUCUUUUGGCUGUUGUGCUCACUGUGAUGCUGGCCAAGGCUGCUGUCUUGGGUGGUGAGCACUUCUGUAACACAGUGUGGGGGCCUUGAGUCCCUCCCCCACAGGGGCACUCACCCAUGCUUUUCUGUUCUUAUAGAUGCGCUCUUACCUGCUGGGCUCUGAUUUGGGACUAAAUGUAAGGAUAUAUGUAUACAUUUUUUUUUCCUUUUCUGUUUUCCUCCAUGUAGUAUUCUGGCAAAGAUGAAGGCAUAAACUGCAAACUGGCAGCACGUUUCAGCUCAGAGUCACUCAUGCUUUCUCAGGGCCAGGUGCUGGCCGGCUGAACCAUGUUCCAGUAUUGUGCAGGCGGUGGUCUGGCGGGUGCCUCCGCCAUGCCAGGUGAACACCUUGUGGGGCGGUGGUCUGGCAGGUGCCUCCUCCACUCAGUGUGAAUGCUGGGUGAGGCGUAGGGCACCUCCUCCAUGCCAUGUGAGCUGGAAGUUGGGGCCAGAGCUCCUCCCUGGCUUGGUGAGACUCCGGAUACUGCCACUUGCUUACACCGAGUCAGCCCUGUGGCAGGUGGGGACGGGGCAGCUGUGACCUCACCCAACGGCCGUGUGUGUGUCCGUACUUGACCUAUAAAAGCCCAGGCAGAUCUGCUGUAGAACCCCCUAGUGUGUCCCUUCACGCUGCAAUGAAAUAAAUGGUGUGGAAUGCGCCUGCUCCUGGUACCUGUGCCUAGCUGUUCUCUCCCUGGGCUGGAGCUGGGAGGGCUGGGGCUGCUGUCUGGGCCAGGUCCCUAGGGCUGCAAAGGGAGCAGCAGAGUGGCCCUCUGCUGCCCAGCUCCCUGGGGAGGUCAUGCUCCCAAGGAUGUCCAGGCUGGGUGUGUGCUGGUGCAGUGGCCAGGCACCCAGAAUGAGGCUUGGCAG